Messenger RNA from Aethina tumida (small hive beetle), 1564 nucleotides. RefSeq names its product histone acetyltransferase KAT8 (gene mof). The record is from RefSeq and is a predicted model, not a curated record. The transcript is spliced from 7 exons. NCBI's taxonomy places the organism in Eukaryota, Metazoa, Arthropoda, Insecta, Coleoptera, Nitidulidae. The coding region runs from base 16 to 1416 and encodes 466 amino acids. Gene Ontology annotation, biological process: regulation of DNA-templated transcription. Gene Ontology annotation, molecular function: histone acetyltransferase activity.
ACGGUGAAACCUAUUAUGUCGACGCGCAUUACGUCGUGCACAUUCAACAUGGCCGAAUCUGAGAAAGUGGCGGACGCUCCAACCGACACAAUGCGAAAAAAAUCUGAAAGCGAACAAAAACCGUCGAACCAAAACGAUGAGGACAGCGAAAGCAUGGAAGAACAGCCCUUGGACAUCGGGGAACAGUAUUUGGUGCGAAGAUCGGACGAUUCUUGGCAUCCCGCAGAAAUAAUACAAACUAGGUAUAAUGACACAGAGAGGCAGUGGGAAUAUUAUGUGCAUUAUGAAGGUUACAACCGACGUCUGGAUGAAUGGGUUCCCAGAGGAAGAAUCAUGUCAUCUAGGUUUAACUUGACCGAGAGUGGACAAAAACUGCCAGGCGACAUUAAGGCUUGGAAAGACAGGCCAAUUGUUAAUGAUCUGUUGGCUGAUAGUUCUGAUAGAAAAAUUACAAGGAAUCAAAAAAGAAGACAUGAUGAAAUUAAUCAUAUUCAAAAGACAUAUGCUGAAAUGGAUCCUACAACAGCAGCUUUAGAAAAAGAGCAUGAACAGAUCACUAAAGUAAAAUAUAUAGAUAAAAUUCAAAUAGGCAGAUUUGAAAUAGAUACAUGGUAUUUUAGUCCUUACCCUGAGGAAUAUGGUAAACAAAGCAAGUUAUGGAUAUGUGAAUAUUGCCUAAAAUACAUGAGAUUGGAAAAAAGUUAUAGAUAUCACAUGAGUGAAUGCACUUGGAGACAGCCAGUAGGUAAAGAAAUUUACAGGAAAGGCACUCUAUCAGUGUAUGAAGUUGAUGGUAAAGAUCAUAAGGUGUAUUGCCAAAACUUAUGUUUGCUUGCAAAACUGUUCCUAGAUCACAAAACUUUAUAUUUUGAUGUGGAGCCAUUCUUAUUUUACAUCUUAUGUGAAGUUGAUAAACAAGGAGCACAUAUAGUUGGAUAUUUUUCCAAGGAGAAAGAAUCACCUGAUGGUAACAAUGUGGCAUGUAUCUUGACCCUACCUCCAUAUCAACGACAAGGCUAUGGUAAACUUUUGAUUGCAUUCAGCUAUGAAUUGUCAAGAAUGGAAGGGGCAGUAGGUAGUCCAGAACAGCCUUUAAGUGACUUGGGCAAGCUUAGUUAUCGAAGUUAUUGGAGUUGGGUUUUAUUAGAAAUUUUACGGGACUUCCGAGGAACGCUUUCAAUUAAAGAUUUGAGUCAAAUGACAAGUAUAACGCAGACCGACAUUAUAUCGACAUUGCAAAGUAUGAAUAUGGUCAAAUACUGGAAAGGCCAGCAUGUUAUUUGUGUAACCCCAAAACUUGUUGAUGAACAUAUAAAAUCGAGUCAAUAUAAAAGGCCACGAUUAUGUGUUGACAGUGGAGCGUUGAGAUGGUCGCCCAGAAGACAUAGUACAAAUAAUAAACUUGGAAAAAAGUGAAGAGUAUUUUUUGUUCAGCAACGUUUGUGAUAUUAAUAUAACGUUAGUUAUAGUAUGACGAAAAUUUAAUUUUCAUCCUAUUUUAAAUACAUAAGGUUGUUGCAUACAAUAUCUAAUUUGAGAAAUUAAAUAAAGUAUCUAACAAUAA